AUGGCCUCCUCCUUCGUCAUCCGCGUCCCGUGUUCCUCUGCCAACAUUGGCCCCGGCUUCGAUGUCAUCGGCCUCGCCCUCUCCCUGCACCUGGAACUGCACGUCACUGUCGACCCCACGACCGCGUCGCAACAACCCCUCAACUGCGCCAUUACCUAUGAAGACCAGAGCCGAAGCACAGAGGCCAUCAGUCUCGACCCAGAGGUCAAUCUGAUCACCCGCGUGGCCUUGUAUCUGCUGCGCUGCCAUGACCAGCGCGCGUUCCCCGCCGAGACCACCGUGCACAUCGUCAACCCCAUCCCGCUGGGUCGCGGGUUGGGGUCUUCGGGCACGGCGGUCGUGGCCGGCGUCAUGCUCGGCAAUGAGGUUGGCCGCCUGGGCCUAAGCAAGGAGCGCUUGCUCGACUACUGUCUGAUGAUUGAACGGCACCCAGACAACGUGGCUGCCUCGCUCUUUGGAGGCUUUGUGGGCACCUACCUGAACGAGCUCAAACCCGAGGAUGUCGCGCGCAAAGAAAUCCCCCUUAGUGAGGUUUUGCCGGCUCCCGCGGGGGGCAUCGACACGGGCAAUCGCCCCCCAGCGCCACCGCUGGGCAUCGGCCAUUACCGAAAGUUCCACUGGGCCAAGGAAAUCAAGGCCAUUGCCAUCAUUCCCGACUUUGUCGUGCCGACUGCCAAUGCCCGCAAUGUGCUGCCCCAGUCGUACUCCAGAGCGGACGUGGUCUUCAAUCUACAACGCGCGGCCCUGCUUCCCGCCGCAUUGGGGAGUUCGCCGCCCGAUCCCGACAUGAUUUUCCUGGCCAUGCAGGAUAAGGUCCACCAACCGUAUCGCAAAACCCUGAUCCCGGGGCUGACCGAGAUCCUGCAAUCCAUGACCCCUGCCACCCAGCCGGGGCUCUUGGGCAUUUGCCUGUCGGGUGCAGGUCCGACCAUCCUGGCAUUGGCGACUGAUCGCUUUACCGAGAUCGCAGACCGCAUCAUUGCCCAGUUCGCGGCCAAUAAGAUCUCAUGCCAGUGGAAGCUGCUCGAGCCCGCCCAGGAUGGGGCGACGGUCAUCCCGAAAUAA
Messenger RNA from Penicillium lagena, 1065 nucleotides. Its product is annotated as homoserine kinase. The record is from RefSeq and is a predicted model, not a curated record. Gene Ontology annotation, molecular function: ATP binding; homoserine kinase activity. Gene Ontology annotation, biological process: L-threonine metabolic process. Lineage: Eukaryota; Fungi; Ascomycota; Eurotiomycetes; Eurotiales; Aspergillaceae. The transcript is spliced from 3 exons. Bases 1 to 1065 code for a protein of 354 amino acids.